AUGCCGCUGCCCGGCAGCGUGCGAGCGUGGUCUUCCCGACCCAAGGGCGCUCACCCACGCGUGCGCAAAGUGUUCUUCACCGACUACGGGCAGAUCCCCAAGGUGGAGCGCUGCGACAUGGACGGGCAGAACCGCACCAAGCUGGUGGACAGCAAGAUCGUCUUCCCCCACGGCAUCACCUUGGACUUGGUGAACCGGCUGGUGUACUGGGCUGACGCCUACCUGGACUACAUCGAGGUGGUGGACUACGAAGGCAAGAACAGGCACACCAUCAUCCAGGGCAUCCUGAUUGAACACCUCUACGGGCUGACCGUCUUCGAGAACUACCUCUACGCCACCAACUCUGACAACGCCAACGCCCAGCAGAAAACCAGCGUCAUCCGGGUCAACCGCUUCAACAGCACCGAGUACCAGGUGGUGACGCGGGUGGACAAGGGGGGAGCCCUGCACAUCUACCACCAGCGGCGCCAGCCCACAGGUGGGACCCUGGCCUGCCAAAAGCUUGCGCCCCAAAAGCUGGAGCCCGAGCACGAGCUGUUCCUGGUGUACGGGAAGGGGCGUCCGGGCAUCAUCCGUGGGAUGGACAUGGGAGCCAAGGUGCCGGAUGAGCACAUGAUCCCCAUCGAGAACCUCAUGAACCCCCGCGCGCUGGACUUCCACGCUGAGACCGGCUUCAUCUACUUCGCCGACACCACCAGCUACCUCAUCGGGCGCCAGAAGAUCGACGGCACGGAGCGAGAGACCAUCCUGAAGGACGGUAUCCACAAUGUGGAAGGGAUCGCCGUGGACUGGAUGGGGAACAACCUGUACUGGACUGAUGACGGCCCCAAAAAGACCAUCAGCGUGGCUCGGUUGGAGAAGGCCGCCCAGACGCGGAAGACGCUGAUCGAGGGGAAGAUGACCCACCCCCGGCCAUCUCCCACCACGCGGGCUUUCCCCGGGCACCCGUCCUGGCUAACGACGAGCCUUCCCACCUCCCCGGGCCCACAGAUCGUGUACGAGGGACCGGAGCUGAAUCACGCCUUCGGGCUGUGCCACUACAGCAGCUUCCUCUUCUGGACCGAGUACCGCAGCGGCAGCAUCUACCGCCUGGACCAAGCCUCCAAGGUGGUGAGCCUGCUCCGGAACGAGCGCCCGCCCAUCUUCGAGAUCCGGAUGUACGAUGCGCAGCAGCAGCAAGCCUUCCCUCUCUUCCUCCCCCUCCCUCCCUGCCAGCCUUCCCGGCUCUUUGAGCCAGGCUUUGCGUCCCCUGAGGGGUCCCCACUGCCCUGCAUGGCCUGGUGA
Molecule: messenger RNA, 1284 nt
Organism: Egretta garzetta (little egret)
Lineage: Eukaryota; Metazoa; Chordata; Aves; Pelecaniformes; Ardeidae
Product: low-density lipoprotein receptor-related protein 1-like
Exons: 7
Coding region: 1-1284 (427 amino acids)
Source: RefSeq, a predicted model, not a curated record